Molecule: messenger RNA, 662 nt
Organism: Guillardia theta CCMP2712
Lineage: Eukaryota; Cryptophyceae; Pyrenomonadales; Geminigeraceae
Exons: 1
Source: RefSeq, a predicted model, not a curated record
UCUAUCACUGUAACAGCGUGAUCAAGAUGCUCUUCGGCCCCAUCUCCUCGUCCGUCUGUCGCUCGUUCAGCUCCUUCACCUUCCUCGAGCGAUGCAAGCUCCACCUCUUCUUCCUCACCUGCCGCCUCUGCCCGGAGCUCGACAGCGAGUUGUGUGCCGAUGCCAAGAGACUGUCAUCGCUUCAUGGCGACAACCUCAAGUCGGACUUUGUACGAUGGAAUUUGAGGACGUUGAAGACAAUUCCUGUCCUGUCAGACCUCACACAAGCUCUCGAUGAGAUGGGGAUGUUUGUCCAGCAAAACCCCAUCUGCCAGCAAACAGGUUACAUCAUCGACUUGUUUGUGGAGAGCAGAGACAAGACAUGGCUGAUACAGUAUCACGGCGAGGACAGGCAUAUUGCUGGUGCUGGUGCUGGUAACGCGCGAGUGAGGCGAGCAGGCAGUCAACAAGGAGAGCUGAAGCUGCAGAGAUACCUGCUGAGUUGUGUGGGGUAUAAGAUUGUAGCGAUAACAUCCAGCGAAUGGGAUGACGUCAAGAUGUCGAAGAAGAGUAUUCGAUCUUAUCUAGCAUGGAAACUGGGACUGGUGUAAAUACACAGCUGAGUGUUAGGGCUUUUGAGCUGUUUAAUCUGUUUAGCUAUCAGAAUGUAUCUGUUCCUUUUC